CGCCGCGUCUCUGGCCCGAGCAGACCUGCAUUUACACACACAAACACAGGCUAUGCGAGGUGCUGUUAUGGUAGGGGCAGUGGCGGCGGUCAUGGUGGCAGCUCUGGUGGCUGGGAUGGCCUCAGCUGCUAGACCCGACAACUCGGCGGCUGACACACUGCAGGCCAUCCACGAGGCGGCCAUGGCGGGUAUCCUAGGAUCAGCAGAAGUGCAGUACCCUAACAGGCCCAGCAUGUUCAAGUCACCCGUGGAGCUGCGACAAUACCUGGAUGCUCUUAACGCUUACUACGCCAUCGCCGGGAGACCAAGGUUUGGGAAGCGAGGGAACCACGGAGCUCAACGUACGGAGGAGCUCUAUGACUACUGACCCACUAGUCUUACACUCAUCCCUUCCACCCACACCCCCGUCAUACUUACAACCUCUGAUAACCAACAACCUACGACCCUUGAUAGGCAAUCUAUCUGACAACCUACAACCCUCGCCGACCAAAUCACCAUACAGCCCACAUCACCAGUUAAUCAAUCUCUUGUACAACCCACAACUCUUAACUUGUCUCUCCAAUAACCUCACAACCUCUGACAUCCAUCAUUUCACAACACAACAAUCCCUUCCUGCUGCGACCCACGACCUCUGAUUCCCGGCUCUUCAUGCACUCAACACCUGAAGCUCUUCAGCAACCACCAGCCAGUAAGAUGUCUCCCACACCCCUCUCUACUGCUGCUUACAAAAACACAUCCACUUCAAUGAACAAGUGGAGCUCUUUCCCACUUGCAACAUGAGAGAAACACUCAUGAGAGUUGGACAUAGAAUUUGAGUGUGAUAUUGAUGUUAAUGAUGAUGAAGAUUUUAAUUCGUGUCCGCCAAAGAUGGUAACAAGUCUGCACACAAGCGCGUUGGUCUCGUCCGCCGGCCUCAACAAGGAAUAUUAAGUCUCGUCAAGUGAUAUCGCUAGAAGUACAGUCCAACCUGUCCCCUGCUGGUCUCCCUGUGUAUGUGUACUAACAAGGUCUUGCCACAAAACAGCAAUAGGCACUUCACACUCACCCCUGGUCUCCGUCUAUCAUUCAACAAGUAAGCAGUUUCACGACUAAUUGAAAAGAAGUAAUUUCUUCGACCAAGAUCAUACGUGUUACCGAAGACAUCUCAGGCACCAAAAGAGGCUUCUACCUAGGGAGUUCCAUCGUCACAAGUUCCCUCAAGAAAUCAUUUUAAUGAGCUCUUCUUGGUUCGUCCAGAAUAUCUCAGAGGCUGAAAUCAUACGAUUUAUCUACAUUAGUUACCCCCCCCCCCCCACCAAGCUAUGUACUAGGAGAGUGAGCAAAUAACUAAUAUUUUAUUUUGCAGUCUAUUUACACACUGUAUGUUGCCAAAUAUUAUGUACUGAGAGAAAAAAAUAUAUGAGAAAAAUAGU
Messenger RNA from Homarus americanus (American lobster), 1412 nucleotides. RefSeq lists its product as uncharacterized. The record is from RefSeq and is a predicted model, not a curated record. Lineage: Eukaryota; Metazoa; Arthropoda; Malacostraca; Decapoda; Nephropidae. Gene Ontology annotation, molecular function: hormone activity. Gene Ontology annotation, cellular component: extracellular region. The transcript is spliced from 3 exons. Bases 53 to 367 code for a protein of 104 amino acids.